This is a messenger RNA of Nipponia nippon (crested ibis), 966 nucleotides long. Lineage: Eukaryota; Metazoa; Chordata; Aves; Pelecaniformes; Threskiornithidae. The record is from RefSeq and is a predicted model, not a curated record.
AUGCCCCCCAGGUUUGCAGAGCCCCGACUGUCUCAUCCACCUACCCGCUACCGGACUCCAAAACCCAGCACGGGACACAGGAGACAGCUAAAAGCCCAGCAGCAGAAGGGACCGGCUUCCCAGGAGCUCACGGCCUUGAAGACAGAGAACGCCAAUGCCACCCUGUUGCCUGAGGUCGGGAAGGAGAAGGCAGUGCUGCAAGAGGAGCGGACGGAGAGCACGAGACUCCUCCAAGGCCAGGAGGAGGAGGAGGAGCGGCUGCGGGAUGCCGGCCGGGCAAGGACCACGACAAUCACCCAGGGCGUUAACAUCCAGGUGGAAAAGGGAAAAGACCUGGAGCUGGAGGAGCAGUUUGAUGCCCUGAGGAGGGAGCACACAGAGACCCUGCAAGAGCUCCAGAGAGCACAUGAGCAGGAGAAGCUGCUGCUGGCAGAGUCCCACCACAGGUCCCAGGCAGCCUUACAGGAGACGAUCCAGGCACUGAAUUCCCAGCUGAAGUCCUUCCAGGAGAGGAUGCAGCGGGUGGAGGAGUCACUUUUGAGCACAGACUACAAGAAGCACAUCCAGGAGCACGGGAGCCCCAGCCCCUUCUGGGAGCAGGAGCUGGAGAGCCUGCACUUCGUCAUUCAAAGUGGAGAUGGGCUUUCCUCUUUCCAUCUCUUCUCCCCACCUGAAUCCCAUCCAGAAAUUGCAGCUGAAGCGGAGAGGAACCUUCUGCUGGAGGAGAAGGUGAAGACCCUCCAGCAGGAGAACGAGGACCUGCAGGUUCGCACCCAGAACCACUUGGUCAUGGCAAGGCAGCUGUCGGAGGAGCUCCUGGCCGCCCGCGGGGCGCUGGAGAAGGAGGCGCAGCUGCGGGAGCAGGCUCGCCAUGAGAAGGAGGAGCUGCUGUACCGUGUGCUCAACGGGGGGGACGGCUCCCCUUUCCCCAUUGCUGCCGGCGAGGUGCCCCUCAUCGCCACGUAG